CGCUGCCCUGACCGUUACCGUUCAAACAGCUUCGCGCUGCUACCGGCGAAGCGUCCGUUCUCAGCCCAAUUACUGAACGAAGUGUUGAACCAGUCCCACCAAGAUGGCUUGCGGUAAAUUUGUAAUUCCCUAUGGCUUCAAGACUCUUGUAGAAACACUGGGAAAAUCUGUUUUGCUGGUACAGCCUGUGGAUGUACACCAGUUUGCCUCAGUCUAUUUCAAGAAAUUACUGGAAUUUCGAGCUGUUAAUCCAACUCUUGAUUUAAGAGAACUGGUGAGAUUAUUCUAUGUAAACAAAGUUAUACACUCAGGCCCAGAGGAGAGAAAAAAAUGGUUAUCAGAUUCAGAAGAACCAACAGAUCCAAGUGGAACUACAUCAUCCAAUGCGCUUGCACCCACUGAUGAAGCAGCUUGUUUUCUUAAUAAGAAAACCUCAUUAGAAGAUGUACCUAUUUUGCAUGAGAAUUUAAGCCCCAGUCUACUAAUGAGUGAAACCAGUUUAAAUAAACAUAAUAUGGUGUCUAAAAAAGAGAUUUCUGAUAUUGUAAAUGAAGAACCACCUAGUUUUGUAUACAUUUACACAAAUAUUUGUUCCGUCAACCAGGAUGAAUCUGGAUUUACAUACAUUUAUACGAAUUCUUCUUCAGCCAACCAAGACAUUGAAUCAACUAGCCUUGAAUGUGGACCAGUUCAUCUCGAAGUAGAAACAGGACCUGUAAUAAACAAUGCACUUCUCGCCAGUUGUGAAUCUACACCUCAACGACAAUUCAACCACCCUUUAGCAUUGGCUCGAGGAAAAAGAUCCAAAAAUGAUUUUAGCACCACUAAACAAAUAACUGCUCACAAAAGCCAACCAGUAUCUCGUAAAUCAGAGUCGGUUCCAGAGACGUUUUCAGUUCAUUGUUCUCCUUCAUCAGGCACAGCAUUGUACAAGAAAGCAGUCUCUGUGGCACACAGAGCAGUUCCAGUUCACAUUGAGGCAAUUCAAACCCAUACUGAGCACACCUCAGCCUUGUAUCCUGAUGCGUCAACACUGAAUAGUUACGAACAACUUUUACUUGCUCUUGGAAGGAUUUCAAAAGCAGCAUCAGCCGAAUUGGAACUUUGUCAGACAGAUUCACCUGUGUACAUGGUUGACAUGACACCAGGUGACCAUAAAAAUCAACCUGAGAAAUGUAAUUCUGGUGAAUGCUUUUCAAUCCUCAAAACUAGGAAAACCAAGAAGGAAAAUCUGGGAAGUUUUUUGUACACCAAGAAAACAGAUGUGAAUGAAAACGAUAUAAAGAAGAUGGAAAUCAGGAAGGAAUCUGGAAUUAAUGAUGCUGUAAAUGAAAUACAGGAAACAGAUCCUCUAUCAUCAAAUUCUCAAAAUGAAAAUGUAUUAAGUCAGCACACUUCAGCUUUAGAAAAUGAGCGCUCUGCUUACCACAGUUACAGGCAUGUUCCAGACUCUCAACUGGAUUUACAGCUUUUUCAUUCAGAAACUCAGCAGGAAGCACUUAAUGUCUUAACUGAAAUUUUUCAUAAGGUAUUUGUACGACUUGGUGCUUUGGAGUUCCAAGUGCAAGAUCUGGUUAAUCGUUUUGAAAGCCUGAGCACAACUGUAAAUGAGAUACAUUCUGCAAUGAACAUCAAUCCAUCAGGGGAUUCAAUUCAUACAGAAACUUUUCAACAGUAUGAGAAAUUAUUUCCAUAGUUUUACAUGAAAGAUACAUCUGCACCCCUUUUUGAGUAACAGUAAGCCACUGACACUUAGUGAAGAUCAGGACACAAAAUUAAAUUAAAAUUCUCUGCUCAAGUAUGGAUUUGUAAUUGAAUGGUUCUUUAUUAUAUAAUAUAUUUAUAAAUGUUCUAUUUAACUGUACUACUUUGAUUUUAAAUAAAAGGUCACUGUUUUAAGAAUUACUUAACUCAGGAAU
This is a messenger RNA of Stegostoma tigrinum, 1919 nucleotides long. RefSeq lists its product as uncharacterized. NCBI's taxonomy places the organism in Eukaryota, Metazoa, Chordata, Chondrichthyes, Orectolobiformes, Stegostomatidae. Gene Ontology annotation, cellular component: cytoplasm; sperm fibrous sheath. Gene Ontology annotation, molecular function: calcium ion binding. Bases 104 to 1696 code for a protein of 530 amino acids. The transcript has 5 exons. Gene Ontology annotation, biological process: sperm capacitation. The record is from RefSeq and is a predicted model, not a curated record.